Hydra vulgaris (swiftwater hydra) is the source of this 2341-nucleotide messenger RNA. Its product is annotated as serine/threonine-protein kinase tousled-like 2. Gene Ontology annotation, cellular component: nucleus. NCBI's taxonomy places the organism in Eukaryota, Metazoa, Cnidaria, Hydrozoa, Anthoathecata, Hydridae. Gene Ontology annotation, molecular function: protein serine/threonine kinase activity; ATP binding. The record is from RefSeq and is a predicted model, not a curated record. Gene Ontology annotation, biological process: intracellular signal transduction; chromosome segregation; peptidyl-serine phosphorylation.
AAUUAGAUUAAUGAUGUUAUGGUGAUAGAUGGAAGGUUUAGAUCCAGUCAGAAGAGAAUUACUUGAAGCACGCAUAAAUGGCAUAGGAUGCAAGAAUAUCCAACAGCCAUUUGAAAGCCCUACUUACAAUUUCAUGAAUGGAAAUAAUGCAAGUUCUGGAAGUGAUUCUUUUGAAACUACUUCGGCACAACCACCUGCAUCACCAACUUCUAACUUUGAAAAAUCUUGCACACCCCCUCCUCCUAAAGGUAGAAAAAGAAAAGUUACAACAUCUGAAUACAAGGAAGUUUCACAAAAACCAACUCGCCAGAUCAAUGAUUCCAGUGGUAUUGGAACUUAUUUUGGAAAGAAGGACAUACUUACUAGCCCUAUAAGAGUUCCUAUGGGAAUUACAAAUGCCCGCAAUUCACCAACUCCUAGUCAUUCAAAUAUUGAUACUGCAGUCACAAGUCGUGGUACUCAAACUGAUAAUUUGCCAACAGAUGCUAAUGUUACAGGAUCAUCUGUAAAACAGCCGGACAAUAGCAAAAUUGUUGAUAGUGGAAAUUUGGAAGAAUUAAGGAGAGAAAUAAGCCGUCUCGAACAACAAGCAAAUGGAUUGCUUGCAAAUGAAAAAAAAAUGAAAGAAAAGAAUGAAAGAAGUGUGGAGCUUAUUAAAGAAUUUUUAAUAAGUCAAACAAUUGAUCAAAAAAAAAGAUGCAGAGAACACACAAUGGCUAACAGAUUAAGAUUAGGUCAAUUUAAUACAGUGAGGCAGGCUGCAUCAUUUGUGGAACAAUGGAAUGAUGGAUAUGCUUUUAUAGAAAUAAACAAAAAACUCUCAGACAUUAUGCAACAAAAAGAAGAACUUGAUAAAUUUAAAAAGAAUCUCCAGAAGCGAAAACCUUCUGAAAAACCAGAAAAAAAAGAAAAAAAAGCAAAGCUUUCUGAAGGAUUUGUUGUACCUGGUGCACCCGCAAGCAACUUGUCUCUUUCUGAUUAUCACGAGCAGGAUGAAAUUCUACGCCUACGUGUGAAUGCUAUCAAGAAAGAAGAGCAAGAAGUCCAACAAGAAUUAGAAAAACUUGAGCGAGAAAGAAAUGUGCAUAUACGAGAAUUGAAACGGAUAAACAAUGAAGAUCAAUCAAGGUUUAAUCAUCACCCAAUAUUACACGAUCGUUAUCUUUUAUUGCAAAUGAUUGGUAAAGGUGGCUUCAGUGAGGUUUAUAAGGGAUUUGAUUUAAAAGAACUACACUAUAUAGCAUGUAAAGUUCAUCAACUAAACAACGAUUGGAAAGAAGAUAAAAAAGCCAAUUAUAUAAAACAUGCAGUUAGAGAAUAUACUAUUCAUCGAUCGUUAAACCACCAUAGAAUUGUUCGACUUCAAGAUGUCUUUGAAAUUGAUUCCAAUAGCUUUGUUACAGUGCUAGAAUAUUGUGAUGGUAAUGACCUUGACUUUAUUCUAAAGCAACAUAAAACAAUACCUGAAAAAGAGGCUCGAGUUGUAAUGAUGCAGGUUGUCAGUGCAUUAAAAUACCUUAAUGAACGCAAACCUCCUGUUAUUCAUUAUGAUCUUAAACCAGGUAAUAUUCUUCUUGGAAGUGGUAUGGCAAGUUGGGAUGUAAAAUUAACAGAUUUCGGGCUAAGUAAAAUACUACCUGAAGAUACUGAAUCAGAUAGUAUUGAUUUAACUUCCCAAGGGGCUGGUACUUAUUGGUAUUUACCUCCAGAAUGUUUUCUUGUCGGAAAAGCACCUCCAAAAAUAUCAUCAAAGGUUGACGUUUGGUCAGUCGGAAUUAUUUUUUAUCAAGCUUUAUAUGGUCGCAAGCCUUUUGGUCAUAACCUUUCUCAAGCAAGCAUACUAGAACAAAAUACAAUACUCAAAGCUACAAAUAUUGACUUUCCAAGUAAACCAACUGUUAGCCAAGAAGCGAAGAACUUUAUUCGAAAAUGUUUAACUUAUAAAAAGGACGAUCGUGUCGACGUAUUUCAGCUUGCAGAAGAUCCGUACCUUAAAGCUAAAAAAUCUCAAGCUGAAGCUAAAAAACUUGAACAAUUAGGUUCGGGAAGUUUGACCUCGAUUAGCAUUCCUCGCCCCUUGUCAUCAAAUAGUUGUGAGGGGCCUUCAAUAUCAAAUUAAUCUUUAUCAAAUGUUGGUUAGUGAACUGUAAGAUUGUAUGGGACAUCGAUGGUUUUUUUGCAACUUCGUAUCCAGUCCGGAAUUAUCUCCAGUAUUGAAAAUGAAAUUUUCUUGAUAAUCUCGUAGAGUAGCAACAAAUACCGUUCAAGAAUGAAUUGGUCACAUUGUUAAAAACAUUUAGAAAAAAUUCAAAUUAGAAUGAAUAGCGUUCUUCAAAUGUCA